Molecule: messenger RNA, 1182 nt
Organism: Microthlaspi erraticum
Lineage: Eukaryota; Viridiplantae; Streptophyta; Magnoliopsida; Brassicales; Brassicaceae
Source: the annotation of a GenBank genome assembly
AUGGAUAAAGAUUACUCGGCACCGAACUUCUUAGGCGAAUCCUCAGGCGGUAACGACGAUAACAGCUCCGGUAUGAUAGACUAUAUGUUCAACAGAAACCUUCAACAGCAAAAGCAAUCGCAGCAUCAACUGUCUCCUUCCGGGUUUGGAGCAACGCCUUCUUUUGAUAAAAUGAGCUUUGCGGACGUGAUGCAGUUUGCGGACUUCGGUCCGAAGCUGGCGUUGAACCAGACCAGGAACCAAGAGGAACAAGAAACCGGAAUCGACCCGGUUUAUUUCUUGAAGUUCCCAGUCUUGAACGACAAGAUAGAGGACCAUAACCAAACCCAACAUCUCAUGUCUCAAGAAGGAGGUGAUUGUGAAGGAAACGUGUUUCUUGAAGAAAAGGAGGAUCAAGAUCACGACGACAAUGACAACAACUCCGUGCAACUCCGUUUCAUUGGAGGCGAAGAAGAAGAAGAUAGAGAGAACAAGAAUGUUACGACGAAGGAGGUCAAAAGCAAGAGGAAGAGAGCUAGAACGAGCAAAACCAGCGAAGAAGUGGAAAGCCAGCGAAUGACUCACAUCGCUGUUGAGAGGAACCGUAGAAAGCAAAUGAACGAGCAUCUUCGUGUCCUCAGGUCUCUCAUGCCUGGCUCCUACGUUCAAAGGGGAGACCAAGCGUCGAUCAUAGGAGGAGCAAUAGAGUUUGUGAGAGAGCUGGAGCAACUCCUACAGUGUCUGGAAUCACAAAAGCGUCGAAGAAUCCUAGGAGAAACCGGUUCUAGGCAAGUCGGGGACAUGACCACGACAACAACUUCUUCUUCUUCCCCCAUAACUUCGGUUACUAACCCGCUGAUUAUCACGGGGAAUGUAACCGAUUUAGAGAGCGGAGGAGGAGGGUUUCGGGAGGAGACUGCGGAGAACAAGUCCUGCUUGGCUGAUGUGGAGGUGAAGCUGCUAGGGUUUGACGCCAUGAUCAAGAUACUUUCAAGAAGAAGGCCAGGACAACUGAUUAAGACCAUAGCUGCGUUGGAGGACCUUCACCUCUCGAUUCUCCACACCAACAUCACUACCAUGGAACAAACCGUCCUCUACUCCUUCAAUGUCAAGAUUACAAGUGAGACGAGGUUUACGGCUGAAGACAUCGCAAGUUCCAUCCAACAGAUAUUUAGCUUUAUUCAUGCAAAUACCACCAUGUAA